GUGAAUGUUAGUAAAGCAAUCUAAAAUGAAGACAUUUUAUUUAUUGUUUACUUCUGUCAGUAGCGGCAUCCCUUCUAGCCACAAACGUCAUGACGUUCGCUCCUGUGGUCACGUGAUGGUAAACAUGGCCGCGCGCAGUUGAAAGUCAUGCGAUAGCUCUUGAAUAUCGUUACUUAUUUACAUCUCUUUAAAUUAAAAUUCAUUUGCAGUUAUAUAGACGUUUAUCUUGUUAUAUACUGCCACCGAUAUUGUUAUGGACCCCACCGGACAACUACGAAAUUUGCGGGACUUCCUUCUCGUUUACAAUCGCAUGACGGAUAUCUGCUUCCAGCGAUGCACAAGCAAUUUCAACUACAGAAAUCUGACAAUGGAUGAGGAGCGAUGUGUGGACAGUUGUGCUGGCAAGUUAAUAAGGACCAAUCACCGUUUAAUGGGCACCUAUGUGCAGUUGAUGCCCGCGAUGGUUCAGAAAAGGAUGCAGGAGAUGGAGAGCAAGGCUGCAGAAAUGGCUAAAGCUGAAGCUGCAGCACAAGAGAGUUCAUCAGCAUUAGAAAACCCAUCUACUGCCAUUCCAGCCACAACAACGAUGCUUGAGAGCACACAGAUACCUUCAACUCCUAAUAAUCCAUCAGAUAACAGGUCCUCAUUAGUGACUGAUGUCUCAGCUUUUGGACAAACACAGUCAUUGUUAGAUGUGCACACAGUCCCAAACAACACACAAACCUUUACAAAUGAGUCUUUAGAAGGACUAGUAGUGCCAUCGCCAGUGAUCUCAACAUCUGGAGAUCCCGUCUUGAGUGCAGUAGAAAAACUAAAUCUGAAGCCCAGCAGUGUAACCACCACAUUAGUUCCUGAAGCACAGUCUGAAAGGGGAGCAGGACAGAGCCCCCAAAAUCCAUCUUGAUGGCGAUGUGCAGAAAAGAGACAUGGACAAGAACAUUUGUCUACAAGGUUUUGUUUAUGCUGCAUAUUUCGUCUUAACACCCCAAAGUCACUUAAGACUUUUACGACGGUUGAACAUGGAAUGGGUUUCAUAAAUACUUAAAUAUCUCUAUUAAAACAUUAAAUAACUAA
Carassius gibelio (silver crucian carp) is the source of this 1074-nucleotide messenger RNA. RefSeq names its product mitochondrial import inner membrane translocase subunit Tim10 B. The transcript is spliced from 3 exons. The record is from RefSeq and is a predicted model, not a curated record. Gene Ontology annotation, cellular component: mitochondrial intermembrane space chaperone complex. Lineage: Eukaryota; Metazoa; Chordata; Actinopteri; Cypriniformes; Cyprinidae. The coding region runs from base 254 to 904 and encodes 216 amino acids.